AUGUUUAUGGAUCGAGAGAGAAGGAAUUCUGGUCGUAAUGGGACUCCAGAAUACAGCAAUGGAAAAUUCCGAGAUGAUAAUGGUUAUGGAUUCUUAGAUCGAUCGAAAAAUUGCCGUGAAAGGAGUCCGACUAGAUCGUCUCCUUCGAGGAUUCUUCGGAUCCCGUCUCCGACUUCGUCUCCUCCACCUUCUAGUUAUUCUCCGCCGUUUCAUGGUUCUAACUCGCCUGACCGUGGAUACAUCGAACACCGUGUCUCUAAGUUCGAUACUCUCGCCGGCAUUGCCAUUAAAUACGGCGUUGAGGUUGCAGAUGUGAAGAAGAUGAAUGGUCUUGUUACUGAUCUUCAAAUGUUUGCUUUAAAGUCUCUUCAGAUUCCAUUACCUGGAAGGCAUCCUCCUUCUCCAUGUUUGUCUAAUGGCUCCUUAAACCAUGGAGAGGGAUGUUCAUGCCACGAACCGGAAUCCCCAACCCAUAGCAACAACGAGGUGUUUGACUCGUUCCAGUCUCUGAGAUUGAAAUCUUCAGAAAAGAAGGUUUCUCCAGCCAUGUACUCAUUGCAAGGUUAUUACGGGUUAAAACCGGCGAACAGAACAGUUUCUGAAGGAGUAUGCUUCGAGAUGGGAAAUUACAAGACAGAGACUUCUCAUCGUCACUCAAACAACAACGGUGAUAGUCAUUAUCUCAGACCUUUCCCAUCCACAAACACUCCCUUAAAUCACCACAGGAAAUCAAGAAGCCUGGUCAACGCACUUCUCGAAGAGGUCAAGCAAUCACCCGAUAACAAUACCCCUCAAGAACCAAAUACCGAUAAGUUUAUGAGAAGACGCCAAAAAUCUGAAGCCGAUUUCUCAUCCCGGACUCCAGAACUUCUGUUGAAAGAAGAGAACGGUAGCAGCAAUGGCGGGUUUUUAUCGAUAGCCGGAAAAGGCUUAGCAUUGAGAUCGAAAGCUUCAAGCAGAACCAAUCUAUCAGCAGAAUCAGAGACCGGCAAUUUCAAUCCAGUACCAAUCAACUUGAUGGAUGCUCCAGUUUCAGACAGCUUUUGCAUUGUAAGAAAAUCGUCGAGUGCAUCGAGCCUACAAGAUCCAGACGGUAACAGCAAUAGUAACGGUUCGUUGUCUCUAUGGCCAACCUCUAAAUGGAGCAUAAACCCAGAUUUGCUUACACCUGCGGCUAUUACAAGCUCAAUCUUUGAUGGAUUACCAAAGCCUUUAACAGGCCGGAAAAACAAAACGGCUCUGGACUAA
Arabis nemorensis is the source of this 1248-nucleotide messenger RNA. The record is from the annotation of a GenBank genome assembly. NCBI's taxonomy places the organism in Eukaryota, Viridiplantae, Streptophyta, Magnoliopsida, Brassicales, Brassicaceae.